Amoebophrya sp. A120 is the source of this 5921-nucleotide messenger RNA. Lineage: Eukaryota; Dinophyceae; Syndiniales; Amoebophryaceae. The record is from the annotation of a GenBank genome assembly.
GUUUUGUUCAUGACAGCGAUCUUGUACUUGCAUGUUGGAUAUGCAGCAGCUACAUUUCUAUCCAUGGUCUAUUGAUGCCAUAGACCAACUGUAGAGCUUCGCAAGCUCAAUUUUCCCACGACCCCGGGGAUCUUCCCCACCAGCAAGAUCAUGGACCCUCCCCUGCCCUGGCGCGGCCGGCUCCGCACGGCGAACACGCUCUACGAGCUGGAAGAAGCGUCAACGACCAUCGGUCGCGACCCGCAGAACGACCUGGUCCUGGAUUCCCGGGGGAUUUCCCGCUUUCACGCCAUCCUCACCUUUACCAACACCAGCGGACCCUGUUUGACCGACAAGGGGUCGGCCAACGGGACGUUUGUGAACUCGCACCGGUUGGCGAAGGACACGCCGUUUCGGUUGAACCACGGCGACUUUAUCUUUUUCUCCGCGUACGAACGGACGCACUACAGGUUCGAACUCCCGGAUGGCGAUCUGAACAGCAGCAACAUCCUCGGCAACAUGCCGGAGUACGUCACCCCGCCCGCGAAGGAACCGCUGAUCACAGGCGGGUUUGAAGACGCGCAGGAGAUCCGGAAGCGACAGCAGUACCUGGGGGUCGAAAACUUGACCAACGUCGACCACCGCAUGGUCACGCCACGGCAACCCUUCGUGGGGGAAAACUCGAACUCAAGGAACAAGAUUUACUACGGGAAAAACGACGAGCAGAGGAGAGGACCACAGAGUGGCACAGCUGCCAGAACUAGCGUUAAUGCUGGUCGUCGGAACAGCAGCAGUAGCGGAAUGCUGGGCGGUGGUGGGGGAAACAACUACAUUGAGGAGGAGGAGGAAGACGAAGGUAUCAAAUGCAAAAAUGUCUGGGUCUGGAAGGUUGCAACUUGUAAUGCUAGCUCUCCAGCAUACCGAGGAAAUCUGUACUGCAUAGCAAACAAAAGACGCAGCCUUUUUUGUACAUGCAAAAACUCAUUUUGUCGUGCGGAUUUCCUAUCAGAAAGCGUUCUGAAAAGUUGACAUGCUGUGUUGCAUUCGGAACUGUUUCCAUCAUCCACAUUUUAGCAACACAAGUUUCCAGACCCAGACAUUUUUGCAAUGCAUAGAAGGAAACACUUAUCAAGACGACCUCUCCGAUAUUCGUGCUGAGCAGGCGCAGAACCGGAUGAGUCAGCGACGCGCAAGUGCAGGAGGAAAUAAUAGAGCUAGCGGCGUGCAGCAGACCAGGUUAGACGCAGUGGAGAAGCGGUCGACGUCCACGUCACGGGCGAUGCUAGGGGGCCGACGAAAUAAUGAUGAUGAAAACAACAACGACCUCGAGUUCGAAGACGGGGGUUUUAAGCCACGGAGCAGUAGCUCCACGAGUCUGCGAAAUUACAACGCGAUGAUGAGAAAUGACGAUGGAGCUGCUGAUCCUGCAGCCAACAGCGACGACUGGUCGAGUAAUCUGGUGAAAAAGAAGUCUAUCGCAACCCCCCCGGCAGUGAAGGAGAGGCUGGAUUUCUUGGAAAAGAAACUUUUAGAGACGGAACGGGAGAAGGAGGUGAGUGAUGUCAUGAAUCAAAGCGGGUCCGCCCGCGAAGGAGUUGUUGUACCAGGGGCGAGAGAACAUCAAAGCGGCGCUGUUUCCCUGUCUGGGUCGGGGUUAAACAGGAGCAACAGCGCCGGCGGCACGAACAACUUCCCCGAAUCCGGAUCGGCCGCAGGAUCUGCCGCGGCUUCGGGCGGCGGCGGAGGUUUUAAUAUUCUCGGCGGGUCUGGAUCUGGGUCCGGCGGAGUUCUCGUGCCGAAUACUGCAAGCAACCCUGCAGACCUCCUAGAAUCCUCAACGCUGUUGCAGAGCCCGGAUUUCGUGACGGACGUCCACACCCUGCAGCGCGCCUUGGAAAUUCUUUCCCGGAUUGGGCGGGCAGUGACAAAAGGCUACUCUUCCGCGGCGUCGCAACAAGUAACACCGAGGUUGUUCAACACGACUGUUGGAGCCGCGAACAAUAAUCUUCAAAACGACGUGACCAUGACAAACGCGGGAGAUGAACAAUCAGGCAAGUAUGCCGCGGAAGAUCAUGCCGUUGCGAAAACGUUAAACCGGACGGAUUUUUUCACGGCCUCAAUGCUGGAUACAAACAUGUUUCAGCAACAACAGCAGAAUGGAGGUGGUACAGGUAAUAUUUUCAACACGACGCCGAGAAAAAAGCUCAACAUCGACAAGGCGCGAAAGGAAGAGGAGCAGGAUCUGCUGGCGGUUCUGGCGAACUUUUUCCGGGGCAAGAACGAGGAUUCGAAUAAUCAAGCAGCAGUGCAGCCGAUUGUCCCGACAAUUUUGAACACGACAAAAAAACUAGAAAAGCUGUUCCGCGAGACGAAAACCGGCCAGGCGUUUCUGCAAGCCAUGUUGCAGGACGAAAGUAGAACUGCAACUGGCUCCAAAAUGAUAACGACCGGCGAUAAUUUUGAUACAGCAGGAAAUAAUCUUCAAAUGAACGCGGCUCAAAGCGAAGAGGAGUCGGAUUUGUCGUUUGGGGACGAGGAUGGAAACAAUUCGGACAACGACGACCUGGAGAAUUUAUCCGAUAAUUCCGAUUUCGACGAGGACCGACAAAAGAAACUGCAAAGGAUCCGCCGGAGCCGCGGGUAUUUGACCCAACUCGUGAAACAGCAGGACAUUGAGUUGUCCGAACUCCGCAGUAGGGCGAAUUUUUAUCAGCAGCUGUUUCCGGAUGGCGGACCCGCGACGGGAAUGAAGGCCAAAAACUCACUCUUAAAAGCCGACAAUCUGACCGCGUGGCGUGACCGGAUCAACAACGGCGGUGUAGCAGCUACUACAGGAGCUAGUACUGCAACCGGCGGCCCGGCUCUGCAGAGCUUGAAUAACGGGAUGCUGCAGCAACUGGAAACCGACCAGUUGAUCAAGCUGUCCUACCUCUUAGAAAUAUGCAUUGCAAAAGUAUGGUGCUCGUACUAGUUGCAGUGCAGCAUAACAGAUCUCGUGUCAUAGCUAAUUCAGCAUGACAAAUUCCAUGCUUCCUACUUCUGGAGAAAUUGCGAAUUAUGCUACUUGUUCUACUAGCACGAUACUUUUGCAAUGCAUAAGCAAACCAGCUGACCAAUUCCAUCGCGAAAGAGCAAACCAACGAGAACAGCCGGCACUGGAAGCAACUUUUGCUAGAAUCCGAGUUUUUCAAGUCCCGCAUUUUCCGCGCGCAGCAGAAUCUGAAAAAUCUCCGGGCGAAAAACCAGGUGAACGCGAAGGAGGUGUUGGCUCUUACGCAUGAGAAAAAAGCAUCUUCGCACUAAGGAGCACCAAUUGCAUAUACAAACUUUUUCAGGCUGUUGAAAGACAUCACAAUGUGCCAUACUAGAUCAGCAUCACCAGGUAGCGCAAGACAUUUGUCAUGCUGUACUACUGCAGUUAGCACGAUAUUGCGAUGAUUUUCCAUAGGAUAACGCUUCGGAGUAAACAGUACUCGGAGGAAAUGGAAGUCGAGGGGAUCUACGCAAACGCGGAGGUGGUCGGCGAGAGCGACCGACAAAGGGCGCGGAACAACUUUAACUUGGAAGAGGAGCAGCAGGCCUUUUCGUUGAAACUGUCAGACGAAAACGAGAAGUUGGGGAAAAUGAAGGAGUUCGUCUUGCAGGAAAAAUUGCGGCUCCAGGAAGCAGAGGACUUGGUGUUCAACGGAUCUUACGCAAGUGUAGAAAGUUUUUCAAGUGUAAUAUCGCUGUCGCUGUAAUUUUAAUUUGCCAUGCAGAUUCAGGUUCAGAUACGCAGGGCCCGCAUCUGUAGUCCUGCAUGCGAUGCCGCUAUAGUACGAUCUCGAUAUUACGAGUCCAACUUUUGCACUGGAUAGAUCUACUGGAGUGUCAUCAAGCGCCACAACUACGAGUACUACAGCGAACAAUGCAGAAAAUAACCUCCUCCAGCAAACUUAUGCAUUGCAAAAGUAUCGUAAUCGUACAAAUGCAUUACAAAUUUCCUCAGCGUAAGAAAUAAAGUUUGUAAUGCUGAUUUGCCUCAAGAAAAAAAUUUCUAAUGCGUGAUUGCAAUACCAAUACGAGCGCGAUACUUUUGCACAGGAUAGAACUUCUCUCCUAGCGAUUUCGAACCUUCUCGAGGAGAUCAAAAACGCGGGGACGUUGUAUGAUCUGCUCAAACGUUACAAUCUCAAACGUUCCAAUAGAAUCUGGGAUGUGUCUUGCAUAUAUGAGCAUGACAGACUCGCAGACCAUUCCACUUUCUGCAGCACAGAUUUCGGCACAUUUUUGUAGUGCGGUUUGGGGCUCCGGAACUUGUCAUGCGCAGUCCUAUGAGAAUUGGCUAGAUCAUGCACCUCUUGCAUCACAGAUUUCCAAAUUCUAUUGCAACGUUUGAGAUUGUAUCGUUUGAGCAGGUCAUACGUUGGAACGGGUGGUCGAGCUGGAGAACUGCGCGCGGUUUCUGUACUGGAAACUGCUCCACUUGGAGAAAGCGACGCGGAACGCAAAUCGGUUGACGGAAUUUCAACUCCGGGAGCAACAGCAGCAACAGCAAAAUGACAUCCUGAAAACGAAAGACAAGGACCCGCUGUCCGCACGGGCGAGGCGAAAGCAGACAGGAUGGAAUUUGCAGGAGCGGCUUUUUGGAGGCGAUCCCGUUGGGGGAAGUAGUACAACUGGGAAGAAGUUUUUGAAGCUGAAGCCCUCCGCAGUUCCUCCGGUACCGAAAACGGUGCAGGACGUAAUUGGAGUGAACGUCCAGGAAAUUGUCGCGAACCAUCGGAGUGCAGCUCCUUCGUCAAGGCUGCGCGCACCAGGACCAGGUUCGGAUCAAAGCGGCACGAGAAGCGCACCGACUGGUGGUGCAGCGAACAAUGCAAGCAAAAGUAGUAUCGCAAACAACAGUAACUCCAAACGCAUGGAGGAUUGCAUUGCGGAGGCGCUGAGACAGCACAACGUCGAGCAAGCCCGGAUGUUGAAGCAAUUGUGGCGGGAGAAGGAGACGAAGGAAAAGCAGCUGAAGGCGGAAAAGGAGAGACAGGUAAGUACGUAUUGUGGUGCGUUUGCCAGCAUGAGAUAAGUGAGGUCUUGUACAAGUUUUGCAUGAGAAAAAGCUGUAAACAUCCCUUUAAAUAAAACCUGUCAGGAGCAAGAAGCCGCGACCGCGCGUGCGAAGAAGGAGGAGGAGGCCCGACUGGAGCAGGAGCGGAUUAACGCGGGCAAAUCGGAGUUGGACGCCGCCUUUUUGGAAAACGUGAACGGGAAGUCCAUGUUUGGCGUGAAAUUCCACUCGCAAAACGUGAACCCAAACACCAUGGUGUCGUCCUCUGCGAGUGGGAAUGUUGUGAUGGAGGAACAGCAAGAACAGCAGCAAGUUUCAUUCCCCUCAGGAGGUGGUGGACCCGUACUACCCGACUUCAGUAACAACGUCAAAAAUCUCACCGUUGGCAGCGCGGCGAGCUUCCUGCCGGGCGACCAGAAACUCCAGCUUACCCCUCGAGGGGCGGGCUCCUCGUCGGUACAAAACACGAUCCGGGGGCCCCAGGACUUGAACAGUUACAGUCGGAAUCUGCAUGCGAGGAUGAACAACUACAACGACCCAGUUUUCGCGGACGGGACGAGUGCGAAUUAUGAACAACCGGAGGAUUUGGAAGAUAAGAUACGGCACCCGCAGAAAUACGUGCCGCAAAUUCUGGUGGAGCUGCCAGAUGAUUGAAGGAAGUAGAAAGAGAUUGUCUGCAGUACUUUCUUUAUCAGAAGAUAAGAUGCAAGGAGGUACAUAAGCUGCAAGAUUCGUUUGUCCACAACUCGCGAACGCGACUCGAAUGAGAAUUUACCUACGAUCAUAAAGACAAAAAGCUUUUUUGUUGAACAUGAAAUUGGAAGUGUAACUGCGCCAAGACUAUAUGCGCUGAAGACCUGCAGCGAGCUGCGCUAAUUUUUUGAUGCAGCGACCACAC